This is a messenger RNA of Vanessa tameamea, 1460 nucleotides long. Its product is annotated as xylose isomerase-like. The record is from RefSeq and is a predicted model, not a curated record. Lineage: Eukaryota; Metazoa; Arthropoda; Insecta; Lepidoptera; Nymphalidae. Gene Ontology annotation, molecular function: xylose isomerase activity. Gene Ontology annotation, biological process: carbohydrate metabolic process. Bases 30 to 1424 code for a protein of 464 amino acids. The transcript is spliced from 8 exons.
UCUAAAGGGAAAUUUUUUAGUAUUGAAACAUGUCGUACGCUCAGCCUGGGGGUAAGAGACAGAAGGUUCGGGAAGUGAGAGGAUCUGAUAACGUUGAUUAUUUUCAAGGCAUAGAGAAAGUAGAGUAUAAUAACAUGGCAACAUCCACGGAUACAAAUAGUUACCGUUACUACAACAGUAGUGAGAGGGUCCACUCUAGAAGCAUGGAGGACUGGCUCAAAUAUAGCGUUUCGUUGACAGAGUUUAGAUAUAAUGGUUCAGACACACAAGGCAGACCAACGUUCUGUCGAUCUUGGGAUGACAGCUCCAACACCAUAGACAAUUACAAACGUUGCAUCAAAGCGUUCUACGACUUCUGUACUAAACUUGGCAUCAAAUACUGGACCGCUUUCGAUACAGAUUUAGUUCCGCAGACAGAUAACUGGGAGGAGAAUAAAUCCAAUUGGGAUGAAAUUGUUGAAUACAUAAGUGAAUUGUCGCAAAGAAGCCAAAUUAAAUUGAUGUGGUUAGCGCCUGAUUUACAUUCGCAUCCGAAAUAUAUAUCUGGUGCUUUUACGAGUAACGAGGCUUCAACGUUCGUGCAAGCGGCGACGCAGAUAAAAAAAUGCUUAGAAGUGUCACAACGUUUGAACGUGGAAUGCUUUCUCUUAUGGCCAUACAGAGAAGGCUACAACGCCAUCUUCCAGACAGAUGUUGCCAAAGAAAUAAAAUUAUUCUCCAAACUUUUAAAAAUAACAGCAGAGUACAAAGACAGGCUUAAUUAUAAGUGUCAAUUGCUUAUAAUGCCGUAUUAUAGUAGCUUCGGGAGGAAUUAUGGCGGUUAUGGUAAUUUAACAUGGCAGCCCCAGAACACUUGGGACGGGGAUGUCCUGAACCGAUAUAUGUGGGAUAUAACGAGUUGCUUGUACUUUUUGAAAUUCCAUAACUUGGAUCGUUAUUAUAAAGUCUGCACUCCACCUGGACAUCAUAUGUAUAUGGCCGGCGUAUACAACAUGUUUGGCGGUGUUGCCAUAACGAAUCAGUUCGACCAAUCCGACAUCAAAACCAUUACAUUGAUGAUGAAAUGUAUUAUAGAUCAAAGUUCAGCUCCCUCUGGUGGGAUCAAUCUAAGGAUAGUACCGAAACGCGAUUGUGACCUCCGUGAUCUGAUGACGUCACAGGUCAAAUACAUCGAUGCUCUUGCAAAAGGUCUGAGGGUCGCAUGUAACGUGAUUUCUGAACAAGUCUUCGUUAAGCAUUUACAGCAACGUUACGCUUCGUAUUAUAGCGGUAUCGGCUCUCGCUUAAUGUCUGGUGAUGUUUCUAUCGAAGAGUGCGAAGAAUUUUACAAAAAAAAUCAAGCUACCAGUGAAAUAAUUUGUACGAAAUCCGAACAUUACAACAUAGUAUUUCAACGCUAUUUAGAUACAUGCGAUCAUGUAUAAUAUAUUAUAUUAACCGUCAUGGUCGUCUGGUAAAAA